Messenger RNA from Abrus precatorius (Indian licorice), 1004 nucleotides. Its product is annotated as secoisolariciresinol dehydrogenase-like. The record is from RefSeq and is a predicted model, not a curated record. Gene Ontology annotation, molecular function: oxidoreductase activity. The transcript has 2 exons. The coding region runs from base 148 to 996 and encodes 282 amino acids. NCBI's taxonomy places the organism in Eukaryota, Viridiplantae, Streptophyta, Magnoliopsida, Fabales, Fabaceae.
AACUAUUCAACAUUUAACAUUUGGUCACAUAAUCAUCGCCUUAUAAAGUUUCUAUCCAUCAGGAAUAUUAGCAUCCAUUCAAACUUUUAUCCGUUACUUCGUUCGUUGCUAUAGUACUGCUAGUCGUAGACGACCAAAUCCCCCUCCAUGGCUUCAAUUACCAAAAGGCUUGAAGGAAAAGUAGCAAUAAUCACAGGUGGAGCUAGUGGCAUCGGUGCUGCUACCGCUAAACUAUUCGCUCAACACGGUGCUAAAGUAAUCAUUGCAGAUGUGCAAGACGAUUUAGGAAACUUGCUUUGCAAAAGCCUUGGCACAAACACCACCAUUCUCUACGUUCACUGCGAUGUAACACGUGACUCAGAUGUCAAAAACGUGGUUGAUAUUGCAGUGUCCAAAUACGGCAAACUUGACAUCAUGUACAACAACGCUGGCAUAGCUGGAGACUCAAAUCGAUCAAUACUUGCUUCCGACAACGAAACAUUCAAAAGGGUUUUCGAAGUUAACGUUUAUGGAGCUUUCUUGGGUGCCAAGCAUGCUGCAAAGUUCAUGAUCCCGGCAAAAAGAGGGGUCAUUCUUUUUACUUCAAGUGUUGCUUCAAUACUUGGUGGCGAAACAACACACGCUUACACGGUGUCAAAGCACGCAGUGUUGGGGCUUAUGAAGAAUUUAUGCGUGGAAAUGGGGCAGUAUGGGAUUAGAGUAAAUUGCAUUUGCCCUGGUGGCAUUCCCACUCCAAUGCUAAACAACGCAUUGAAGAUGAACAAGAAGGAAACACAGGAAAUGUUAUCUUCCGUUGCAGUGUUAAAAGGUGCAGUUCUUGAGGUUGAGGACAUAGCAAGUGCAGCGCUUUAUUUGAGUAGCGACGAGGCCAAGUACGUUAAUGGAGUCAACUUUGUAUUGGACGGAGGUUAUAGCACCACCAAUUUGUCAUUCACUUCUGCACUGAAUGGUCUCAAGAUGAAUAACCACACCGCCAACCACAUUGAUCAGUAUUAGUAAUACAG